Molecule: messenger RNA, 1379 nt
Organism: Medicago truncatula (barrel medic)
Lineage: Eukaryota; Viridiplantae; Streptophyta; Magnoliopsida; Fabales; Fabaceae
Product: glycolipid transfer protein 3
Exons: 6
Coding region: 64-729 (221 amino acids)
Biological process (GO): ceramide transport; intermembrane lipid transfer
Cellular component (GO): membrane; cytoplasm; cytosol
Molecular function (GO): ceramide 1-phosphate binding; ceramide 1-phosphate transfer activity
Source: RefSeq, a predicted model, not a curated record
AUUUAUUAUAUAUAGAACCCUAGUUGUACGGAGAAGGAAGAAAUUAAGGAAGGUUGGUGAAAUAUGAAGCGUGGUAAGAGAGAAAUAAUGGAGAAGAAAUCAGAGAUAAGUUGUUUUAUUGAAGAACUUUCUAUGGUGGUAAUAGUUAAACCAACUGAAGAAAACCAUGAAGCUGCUCAUAUACCCACUAAGCCUUUUCUCUCUAUAUGUUAUUCAGUUCUGCAUGUUCUUGAAAAAAUUGGCCCAACAAUGGCUGUUUUGAGACAAGAUGUGUACCAAAAUAUCAAGAGAUUGGAACUAAUGCAUGAAUCAAAUCCAACAACGAAUCUAAAUUUGGUAGAAAUAUUGAAAUUGGAAGCAACGGAAGGCAUUGCAAAGAAGGGGUCUAGCUGCAGUAAGGCCUUUGUUUGGCUCACAAGGACCUUGGAUUUUACCUCCUCAUUAUUACAAAUACUAUCCAAUGAUCCUCAAAAGAAAAUGGAGAAAGUGGUUGAAGAAUCAUAUGAAGUUACAUUAAAACCGUGGCAUGGAUGGAUUUCAUCAACUGCUGUAGCCCUAAAAUUAGUUCCAGAAAGUAAGACAUUCAUAGAUCUCCUUAAGACUGAAGAUGAAGACCAUGACAUGGUUAAGCAGAAAAUGCAGAUAUUGGUUUCUCUACUUGUGCCUUUUCUUGAAGAUAUCCACUGUAUUUUAAGAUUAUUUGACUUGGACAAGCUGAAAUCAACCUGAAGGCAAGAUUAUAAAAGUAAGGGUUAAAUAUGUUUUUAGUCCUUACAUUUUGCAUCCCUUUGAAGAAAAGUCUCUACAUUUCAUUAAAUGUUUUUAAAAUCCUCACAUUUUAUCUUCGUUAUCAAAAUUAGUCACUGUUGUUAAUUCUAUGUAUGAAUGCUGAUGUGGCGGUUAGUGAGUCUCAAUUAUUUUAGGGUUAAAUAUGUUUUUUGGUCCCUACAUUUUGCGUUACUUUGAAGAAUAGUCCUUACAUUUUGGGACUCACUAACUGUUACAUCAGCAUUCCGUUAGAGAAUUAACAGCAGGGACUAAUUUUGAUAACAGAGAUAAAAUGUGAGAAUUUUAAAAACAUUUAAUAAAAUAUAGAAACUAUUCUUCAAAUGAGCGCAAAAUGUAAGAAUUAAAAACAUAUUUAACCAUAAAAUAAUGUUGGAACAUAAGUAUGAAGCUGGAAGGAAGUUGGAAGGUACCAACAAGUAAUAAUUAAUGUGGAAUUCCUUCCUCGAGUUAAUUUCAUGUAAUUCAGUUGUAAAUAUCGUGUAUGAUAAAAAAGGAAUAUGAAGGAACAUCGAGGGUUCUUUUUUAUAUCAUUUGGGCUUCGAGCAAUGUAAUGAAUAGAAGUUUGAACUCAAGUUUAUAUUUAUCUUUUA